Manduca sexta (tobacco hornworm) is the source of this 5529-nucleotide messenger RNA. Its product is annotated as zinc finger protein OZF. Gene Ontology annotation, biological process: regulation of transcription by RNA polymerase II. The record is from RefSeq and is a predicted model, not a curated record. Gene Ontology annotation, cellular component: nucleus. NCBI's taxonomy places the organism in Eukaryota, Metazoa, Arthropoda, Insecta, Lepidoptera, Sphingidae.
CCGCACUCCCCAUUCCCGCCCCGCCCUGUUAUUUUUUCCCGCAAGAGCUAAUGUGGAAAAAUUUUAUAUUUACGGAUUUAUAUGUGUUACUUUCAUUGUUUUUCGGUUUUCGUCAGUUUUUACAAUGGAUAAGUGUGGAAUAUGCCUAAAACCUGCAGUUCAGCUGUUUGAAACGGGCAAGGAUGGUGUGUAUGCAUGCUUCAAAUGUCAGCCAUUGGUGCCAGAGGUGUCCAUUGGGGAGAACAGCUGUGACCAGCCAGAAGCGCACUCCUCCAACAGUGAAGAGGAGAGUGGUGAGCCCUCAUUGUACUGUGGUGUAUGCCACAAAUCAUUCCAGAAAAAUGUUCAGCUGCAGAACCACUUGGCGGUCACCGUGCGGCGGCGCUUUGUCUGCACCUACUGCAAUAAAGCAUUUUCUCAAUCUAACAACUUGAGAGCUCAUCUCCGCAUUCACACCAAUGAGAGGCCAUUCAAGUGCUCCGAAUGUGGAAAAGCUUUUACACAGGUGACCAAUUUGAACAACCAUGUUCGUCUUCAUACUGGCGAGAGACCCUUCGUAUGCCCCGAGCCGGGUUGUGACAAGGCGUAUGCUCAGGUGACGAAUCUGAACCAGCAUCGCAAGCGGCAUCUGAACGGACGCCCCGUGGAGACCACGUACGACUGUACCGUCUGCGGAGAGCAGUUCCAGCAGCGGAACCAUAUGUACAAUCAUAGACGCGAAGCGCACGUGGACGUGAAGGUGGUGGCGCGCCAUCCGAACCAGCGGCGCGCGUGUCCGGUGUGCGAGCUCACCUUCCCCAACGAGCGCUCGCUGCAGCAGCACGUGGUGGUGCACGUGGCCGCCGGGGACACCAGCCAUGACCAACCGGAGGAUACCAAGCGCGUGUACCCGUGCGUGUUCUCGACGUGCAACAGCCAGUUCCCGUCGCCGCGCGAGCACACGGAGCACCUGCUGCGCGCGCACCAGCUGCGCGUGCUGCACGCCGCGCGCACCACGCACCACGAGCCGCCGCCGCGCCGCGGCCGCCCGCCCAAGAUAUUGAAGGAAGAUCCAUUGGAGCCGAAGGAGAACAUGCAGUAUCAUGAGGUGACGAUCAUCAAGCAGUCGCAGUCCCAGUACUUGCCCAAGUUGAAAGUGCAGAGUUUGUUCCAGUGAUGUGUGAGAUAGAGAUUAAGCUAAGUGUCGAAACAAGUUUCGUAUCUAAUAUCUGCAGAUCAUAAUCGUACAUUGUUCUAACUUAGGUCCAAUUACGUAAGAUUACAUGUGCUCUGUACUUAAACUAUUUUAAACGUUAGCGCACAUUAAUAAGGGCCGUAUUGCAACGCAUAGCAUAACAGUAUGAAAGUUUCAUACAUUUUCUAUGACUUAGGUCUAAUCUCACAAGUAGUGAAGGGUUUUACACUCCAUUGCAGUAUAUGUCUUCAGGAAGACGAAUAAUUUAUCAAGCUUCAUGCAGAAAUGAUAGGGGUUUUUUUCUGAUGGUAAUUUAAUACUAGAGAUGCGUUAUCGAAUAAAAGUAUCGAUACUUUACUAGUAAGUAGUAUCGAUACAGAAGAAUCACAAACAACCUGUACCAUAAGGUAUAAUUGUGCUUUGGAAUCUCUACAUUAUCAAAUAUUUUUUUCGGCAGCUAAAAAGAAAAUAUUACAUCACUAAUUUAGAAAAAGUAUCGAAUAAGAAAGUAGGUCGCUAUCGGUAAGAAUAUUCGAUUUCUUUUCUUUUUCCCUAUAUCAGAUCUCAAGUGCCUAAAGCACCACUUUUUGCAACGCCCUUAGAGAGUUUAUUUUUCAAGUACUUGUGCGUCUGGCACUAAUAUUUUGGGCUUUGUUGCUUUGUAUAAUUGCAAAAUGCAUUGUCAAUAUGCUAACCCAAAAUAGGAUUGGGCAAAACAGCAGACAGUCGAUAAUAUUAUUUCUUAAAAAAAUAUGUAUAAAAUUAAUAAUAUACAUACUUUCAUAUUUUUAUUGUUAAAAACUAAGGAAACAGCACAUGUUUAUCAACAAAAGUAAUGACUUAUGAUUUUCAAUGUCACAAGAAAAAAGUAAGACAUUUCACAACUGUUAUACAGAAUUGGUUGUGCCUUUAGAUUUUGUGGAAAUAUAAAAAAAAACUGAUAAAAUGUCAGAGGAUUUUUUUAGAAAACAAAAUUUACAAAUAGUAUUGAAAUUUUAACAGUGAUCUCUAAAAGUGGAUUCUCUUAGCUAAUAUAUCAAUUCUCGGUUUAAUUUUGGAAUUAUAGAAGAGGAUCUACAAUUAUAUUUAAGAAUUAUUUGUAAGUGAUAUUAGAGGUAAGUGCAAUUCAUAGUAAUUAUAAUAUAGACAUUGUUACAUUUUAAGAUAUUAAUUUUUUCAUGCAAUAUUUUUUAUAUAUCCCAGAACAGAAUAGUAUUUACAAAUUCGAAAAUAGUUUAUGCUUUUUUUUCGUUGUAAUACGUAUUGUGGAUCAUAAUUAUAUGCAUAUAACAUAGUAAUAAGAGUAAUUAUAUAGGCGGGAGUAAAAGGUAGAUUAUUAUUUUAUAUUAAUGUGCUUUAUGUAAUAUUGUUGGAUAUUGGUGUUAUGCCAGUUUUAUAUUGGAAGUAAAUACAUCAGGAUGAAUACAAUAAAUAAAAACAAUAAUUUUAUAAGUAAAUCAUUUGGUUAAAAUUUGUAAGGUAGUCUGUUUCUAACCAAUUACAACAGUUCAGUGCAUCUGCUGUCCAGCAUGAUCGUAUCAAUCAAUGUUAUGUGCGAGUCUAUAGCGUGGCUUGCCACAAAGCGGCCCUUUAUUAAAAUUUGUGGGUGUUCAGGGAGCGAACUUUUGAUUGGCCGCUGAGUUUAAUAUAGGUAUGAACCAAGAGGGGCUCUUAGAGCCGGGCGGCCCCGUGUCACUGAUAGAGCUGUUACGGCGUAUGUUACCGACCUGGUGCGAGUGGUCAGUGGCUUGCAUUAGAUUUUCUGUUUUUACUCGCAAUACAAGCAGUGUGUAGUCACUGUUUUAUUCCGGUUUGAAGGACAUUGUAGCCAGUGUAACUACUGGACAUAAUGAGACUUAACAUCUCAUGUCUCAGGAUGGCGAGCGCAGUGGAAUACCAAACAGUACUUAAUUCAAGGUGUUGGAUGGUGUUUCUGUUGUCUACGGGCGGUCAUAUCACUUAUCAUCAGGCGAACGACAAGCUUGUCUCGUUAAACAAAGUAUCUAAUCCCGCUAAUAGAUAAAGUCGACAGCGGAUUAGCCAGAGCCCACGCCGUCUUAUUAGUAGCUACAUACUGUGACACGUCGAGACGAGUCGAGCUACUGACAUACCAGUAAAUAAUAGUACACAACUGUCAAGUCAGUUGCUUGUGUGUCAGGUAUUUUAAAUGACCAAUAGAUGAUUUCCAUUUUAUAUGGCAAUAACAUUUCGAUUAGAAUAUGACUUUUUUUUAUUACGAUAGGGUAUUACUUCACAUUCAAUAUUUUUUAAAUAUAUUAUGAUUUUUUUAUUAAUUCCAAUUAUUUAUCAAAUUCAUCAAAUAAUCAAUUAAUAAUUUGCUCAUAAGGUCAUACUAAGACAUCAAUAUAACAUAACGUUUUAGUAUUAGUACUGUCGUGACCUAUGUUUACGCAACUUGUCCUUUAAGUCUAUUAUUUUUUUUUAUUAGAAACGUAAACAUAUAUGCUAUAUAUGCUAUAUAUGUAUGCUUACUGUUUAGAAUGUGGCAAAAAAACACGACACGACUCCGUGUCGUUUUAUUGUGAUUGGUUGGGAGGCUACCACGUGACUGACGCAUUGGUCUCUCGACCAAACACAAACGUCAAAGUUAAACGACUUGACUUAGGAGUCGCAUUUUUUGGUCAUUCUAAGGGGUUGGCCAAUUUAAUAUAUUUUUUUUUACAAUAUCUGUCAUGCCUGGUGUCGAUUAGGUGCGCCAAGUUGGACAGUGUCUUAAUUAAUUUAUUAUGAAACCGCGCAUACAAAAUAAACGCGAUUUUAUUCAACGUGUUUCCGUGCCGGUCAAGUUGACCUUUAUAUCUGUACUAAGUUAUGGAAUUCCAUUAUACACAAAAAAUAAAGUUGAUUGACUAUUGGACUAUUGAAUUGAUUUAUUAAAAAUUAUCAAAUCUUUGUUUUUAUGUAUUUUAUAAAUAUUUACUGGCAGAGAGGCCUUUAAAUAUUAUAUGAAUAAGGUUUGCAGCAUGGUUGAUUUUGAUUACUAUCUGGUGUUCCGUUAUAAUUAUAAUUAGAAAUGAUUCAUUAAUUUUUCGUUAAAUAAUGGAAUUUCAGUAACAACUUCAGGCAGCUUUCAUGUAUUUCAUUUUGCGGGGUAGUGGCAGCCGCAAGUUCGGCCUAAUGUUUUCAUAUCAGUUUUAUUUAAUAGUUACUAUGAGUUAUUUCAUUUACAAUAGGUCUUUUUAUGUUUAUAUUCAUUAUUGACGUAACUUUUAGGAACAUCGAUAUUUAUAGAUUUUUAUGUAUAUUCGUUAUUUCGAAGAUCAACUACAUUAUGAUUUUUUUUAUUAUCUUGAAAAUUGAUAUGAAGUUUGAAAUCCGUUUUAUAAGUCUUGAUGAAAAAUAUUUUAAUCAGGGGUUUUGUUUUUGGACCCCUAAAUGACUCGACAAAAGAGAAAUAAUAAAACAUAACACUUCCAUUUUACAAUGUCAACUUAUGAUUAUAUUUAUAACAUAUGCAAAAUAUUUAAUGGUUUUGUCACUCGUUGAGCUGGUCUUUAAGAAGGUAGCAGUGACGCAAAUAGAUUAUAUAAAAUAUUGUAAGCCGGGAAGUAAAGUAUAGUAUAAAAAAGGAUAUUCGUCUUAAAAAAUAUUUUUAUAACAACUUCUCAGGUGCGAUAAAAUGUUAAUAAAUUUUCGAUUGUUAUAUUAACUACUUAUAUGGAAUUAUAAAAACUUAUAAAAGCCUUGAAAAAUAUUUAAACGUUGAAAUUAAUUAUUCAUUCAUUAUAACCUCCAAUGUUUUUGACCGGGCUGAAGUUGGUCACAAGUGUCAGCAGUUGCGUACAUUAACCAUAGACGUAGAGAAUGGACAAUGCCUUCGUACCCUAUUACAUGAAUAGACAAAGUGUGAAAGGGAAAGCGAACGUAUGGCCAAUACUUGUAAAACUUUAUUUCACACAAGCUUAUAGGAACGAACGACUUCUGCACAUGCGCUUUCAACGAUUUAAAUGGCUUGUAUUGGCCGUUCAUUCGUUUUGUCUAUUUCCAAAGAGUGGUAAUUUUAUCUUAUUUUUGCGAUAGCAAUUAGCUUAUUUCGGUCAUAGACAAAAAGGUUACAUGGGGCAGAGUCCAAAAAGAUUGGAGGUUUUAUUCAAAGAAUGCUUUACUCCCGGCUUUUUAAAAUUAUCUCCGGUAGCCGUAGAGUUACGAUCUAGGCUAAGGUGCAAAUGUUCCUAUGAAUGUAUAAGAGUAUCAGAUGGUAUAGUAUGAAGUAUGCUGAGUGUACAGUCGACAUUUAUGUUAUCCGUAGCCUUGUUAAGCGUCAGCCAUGUCGGAAUUUUUCUAUUAGUAACAUAUAAUUAAUAAAAUAUAUUAUACAAUUUGAAAAUAUUAAU